Messenger RNA from Aspergillus homomorphus CBS 101889, 2428 nucleotides. Its product is annotated as MFS transporter. Gene Ontology annotation, biological process: transmembrane transport; spermine transport. The transcript has a single exon. Lineage: Eukaryota; Fungi; Ascomycota; Eurotiomycetes; Eurotiales; Aspergillaceae. The record is from RefSeq and is a predicted model, not a curated record. Bases 313 to 1992 code for a protein of 559 amino acids. Gene Ontology annotation, cellular component: fungal-type vacuole membrane. Gene Ontology annotation, molecular function: spermine transmembrane transporter activity.
AGAUGCACCCGGUGCCACGAAACAGGGACAAUCUAAGGCCGAACCGGGUCUAAGUCACCGAGAUGGCGUGUGUUGGCUUCAGGAACCGGGCAGAGUGUCUGACGGUUCAAGCUCGGUGCAUCUCGGCGAUGGAUCGGCGACGCGUCGGCGUCGCUGCAUGCCUGAACUAUACAAAUCGACCUCACCAGCCAGGCAAAGAUAUAAAUCAACGCGUUCCCUGGACAUUAUGCUUUCCUUUCUUUUACAGUAAUACACAGACAGAAACCGUGAGGUCACGAUCCUUCGAAAGUGAAAUCGGCUUUUUCCAUCAUCAUGGCAUCACAUAAUCCUGAGCCCCAACGGGCCAUGAGCAAUGCAUCAGAACAACCACAUCUCCUACGCACAGAAACCCGAGAGUCCUUGAGGAGCCGCGGAAUCUCUCCAAGUUCUCCGCCCCUCGACUACAACUAUCCAGAUGUCGGUCGUCCCGCCGAUCCUGUCUUUCCCGAGGAAUACACCAUCGAAACUAGCACGGGUCUCGUCCCCCAACGCACCCUCGAACAGAUUCGGUCACGACAAGGUCAACAACCUUCGUCUAGCUCCUCCUCGGACAUCGAAAAAGCGGAUGAUCAGCCUACUGAAUUCGUCACCUUUACCAUCAAUGACCCUGAGAACCCCUACAACUGGUCCCGUGCAUAUCGGUGGUACGUCACCAUGAUCGCUUCCCUGCUCGUUGUCUGCGUCGCCUAUGGCUCUGCGAUUGUGACCGGUGGUCUGGGUCUCAUUGAAGACAAGUACCACGUCUCUCUCGAAGUGGCCACUCUCACCUGCAGUAUCAUGGUCUGUGGCUUCGCUGUCGGACCCCUUCUGUGGUCGCCACUAUCGGAGAUUAUUGGUCGUCGGCCGAUUUAUAUCAUCUCCCUAGUGUUGUACACUAUCUUCAACAUCCCUUGCGCCCUUUCCCCAAACAUUGGUGGCCUUCUGGCUUGUCGCUUUCUAUGCGGUGUCUUCUCUAGCUCGGGCCUCUCUCUCGCCGGUGGUACUAUCGCCGACAUUUGGUCGAUCGAAGAACGGGGCAUGGCGAUCGCUUUCUUCGCUGCGGCCCCAUACUGCGGCCCCGUGAUCGGACCCAUCGUCUGCGGCUGGAUCACGGUGGGCUCAGGCCGACUGGAUCUCUUCUUCUGGACCAAUCUUGCCUUCGCGGGUGCGGUCACCAUUCUUGUCGGUCUCAUCCCUGAAACCUACGCACCCGUCAUUCUCAAACGGCGCGCGGCGCGCCUCCGGUCCGAGACCGGAAACCCACACAUCAUCACCGAGCAGGAGCAACACAAGCCCACACUGAAGGAGAUUAUCCGUACCUCAUUGAUUCGACCCAUCACCAUGAUCCUCACCGAGCCCGUUCUCGACUUGAUGUGCAUGUACAUUGUGCUCAUCUACUCCAUGCUGUACGCCUUCUUCUUCGCUUACCCGGUCAUCUUCGGCAAGCUGUACGGCUACAACGACGGCCAGAUUGGGCUAAUGUUUAUCCCUAUUCUCAUCGGAGCCGGCUUUUCCCUUGUUUUCACGCCGCUUGUGGAAAAGCACUUCCAUCGCAUCUGCAGCCGCCGCCCGCCCACACCCGAGGACCGCCUCAUCGGAGCCCUGAUUGGUGCACCCUUUGUCCCCAUCGCACUCUUCAUACUUGGUGGGACUUCCUAUAAGGGAAUUAUCUGGGUCGGACCCGCCUCCUCGGGGAUUGCAUUCGGUUUUGGAAUGGUAUUGUGUUAUUAUGCGGUGAACAACUAUAUCAUCGACAGCUACCAGAAGUAUGCGGCAUCCGCGUUAGCAGCGAAGGUCUUCCUGCGGUCUGGAGGCGGUGCAGCGUUCCCAUUGUUCAUCACGCAAAUGUACGAUCGCUUGGGACUGCAGUGGGCGUCGUGGUUGUUGGCGUUUUUGGGGGUGGGGAUGGUGUUUAUCCCUUAUGUGUUCUAUUGGUUUGGGGGGAGGUUGAGGGCCAAGCUCAACAAGGAGUAGACUGGAAGAAGAAAAUUUGAGGAAUAUCUGGAGUGGGCAUAGAGCUCAAACUGUGGCUUGGAGAGAAUUAUUAUACAGCGUAAUAUUAAUGGUAGUCAUGAUAGAAUCUAUAGAGUUCAAAUAACAUGUCCUUAUUGGUUCGGAACGUCAUUUUGCUGAUUACCUAAUUGCCUAGUUAGUAUUUGUGGGGAUCAACAGAAACACACCAGGAGACGAUCUCAUUGCACGAUUCAGAUUCUCGCAAAUUGCAUGAAUCCUACCAUGUAGAGAGGCGAAUUCACCGCUGCUUCUCAGGAGCCUGUCCUGUGACUGCCAUCAUGGCUUACAACUUUCCCCUCCGGUCGCAGACCUUCGCCUCGAUCGACGUCAUCCGGGAAUGGGAAAGCCAGAACGCAUUGCACCCAGACGAUCCGAUGUAUAGGAUGGACAACGUCUC